UUUUCACUCUGCAUGUACAUCUCUUAGAACCACAGACUCUGGCUGAAGCCUUAGAGAUGAUGAAGUUACUGGCAGCAUGAGGUGCUUUCCCGGGGACAUGGGUUCAUUGAGCUGUGUUCUUCCUGUGCUUCCUGGCCUCUUUUACCUAAGUUCAACGAAUCCUUGCUAGCAGAGCCCAGUCCUGGCCUGUUCAGCAUGUCUGAGAAAUCAUAGUUUCUGCAUGCUGCAGAAAGCAAGCGAGGCUGAGAAUGGAAAAGGCUACCCACAGCAAUCAGGAAGUUAAGAAACAUGUGCGCCUGCAAGAUCGAAGGGGCUCCAAUGUGUCAUUGGUGUUGGACAUGAGUUCUCUGAGCAAUACUGAACCCAUUGUGCAAAUCUCCACUCCUAGAGAUGUCACAGUGCAGUUUUUGAACACUGCCAGUCAUGUCCUCACACAGAAGACGCUCCAGGAAUGGAGCUGCAAUCUGGAAGAGCUUCAAGAGGAGUUUGCGAAAAUCCCCUCAAACUUCAUCACUCCGGAAGAACUCAAAAUUCUUGGCCGGGCAGCGAAGGAUAGAUACAAAUCCAUCCUACCAAAUCCCCAGAGCCGUGUCUGUCUCAAGAGAGUCAACAGCCAAGAAGAGGAGUCUUACAUAAAUGCAAAUUACAUCCGGGGUUAUGCUAACCAGAAGAAGGCCUAUAUUGCCACACAGGGACCCAUGCUAAAUACAGUCAAUGACUUCUGGACAAUGGUGUGGCAAGAGGAAACUCCACUCAUAGUUAUGCUCACCAAACUCAAAGAAAGGAAAGAGAAAUGUAUCUGUUACUGGCCUGAAAGAGAAGCAUCCUAUGGACCAUUUAGAAUUCAAGUCCAAGACAUUUGGGAAUGCGAUGACUACACCAUUCGUAGCUUUUCCCUGCAGUUCAAAGAUGAAUGUCGCACUGUGAAACACAUUGUCUUCUCAUCCUGGCCAGACCAGAGGACACCAGAAUCAGCCAAGAUGCUCUUGCAUUUGAUUCUUGAGGUGGAGAAAAUUCUGAAGGCUGCCCAAAACAAGGGACCAAUUGUUGUGCACUGUAGUGCAGGCAUUGGACGGACAGGCUGUUUCAUUGCUACUCAUAUUGGAUGCCAGCAACUAAAAGACAAAGGAGAAGUAGAUAUUUUGGGAAUUGUCUGCCAGCUACGCAUAGACAGAGGUGGAAUGAUACAAACCAGUGAACAGUACCAGUUUGUCCAUCAUAUACUUGCUAUGUAUGCCUCACAGCUUUCCAAGUUUACAGACAACUAAUCCAUCAUACUGUGGUAGCAAGAGGAAUUGUUUAUAUCUUGACACUUUGCUUGGAGAUAGCUCAAACAAGAACUGUUAGGUUGUUGGUUUUAUAUAAAAGGAAUUUAGCUGGAUGUAGAGUUUUAAUUUCAUUUUUUAAUGUUUUGAACUUCCUGUGUAAGUUUUGUAAACAUAAUAUUCAAGUUCAUUAAAAAUGCUGUUGUGUUAAAUACACACACACACACACACACAAACAGCUGCACAUCUCAAUCCUGGACUGACCAGGUUAUGUUGUUAAGGUCUUUUCCCAAUGUCUGGAGGCUGUGGAAAUUCUGGAUGGGAAACAAAAGGCUCAAGCUUGAUUCUGACAGUGAUGAGUGGUUAUGGUUUUGGAUUGAUUGAGACCAGUGCCAUCCAUCUUGAGUCAUGAAUAAGCUUGCAGUUUUCCCUUCAGAACUGAUAUACAAUAUGGAGGUAUUCUUAAACUCACAUCUCCUACUUAAGAAGCAGGUAGCAGCUAUGGCUAAGAAGGCCUUUGCACAAAUCUAUCUUGUGUGCCAGUUAUAAUCCUACCUGAACCAGAUAGUUGUUCAGUUAGUCACUCUUUAUCAUCCUCACAUAUGAGUCUUGUAAUGCAGUCUAUAUAGGGCUGCCCUUGAAAAAUACUCAGAAGUUGCAACUGGUCCAGAAUGUACCACUAUGGGCAAUUAUGGAUGGGUCACAUGAUGGUUGUGAAAUCAUAUCACAAUUCAGUGUGUUGCUUAUCCUGGUAUGUUCCAGGUCAAUUAAGAAGUGUCAUGUAAUGAACUUAAAAAAUAUGGCUUCUUGGUCACAGCACUUGCUCUCUGGAACAUUUCCCCUGAGACUUGUUUGGCUCUUACCCCAUCUGAGUUGAAAGAAACCCUUAAAAUCUGACUGUUUCCCCAGGCCUUGGGUUAGAUUGUAUUGCAGGACCUGUGGAUUUUAUUAAUUUAAAAUGAACAGUUUUCCUUUCUUCAGAUUCUUGUGAUUUUACUUUUAUUUUUUAUAAUUAUUUCAUUAAUACAUGAUGUCCAGAAUUGCUAUGGAGUUAAGAAGCACUAUUAAUUGGUUUGUAUUCAGUCAUGAAAUACAGUCUGAUUUAAACAAGGUACUUUAAAUGAGAAAGCGAGUCUUCCAUGCAGAGGCGAUCACAUUUAAAUAUAUGGUUAACUUACAAAAUAUUCAAUCAGUCUGUAAGCAUUAACACACAAUAGGUUAGCUGAAUGUAUUAUUGGCUUGCUAGUGUUGUGUUCAGAUGGAUGAGUAUAUAAAAUAAGCAUAUUUUAUAUACUUAAAUAAAAUUGGAAAACAUAUUGUAAGAUAUUUCUUUCCACCCCGUUUUUUAUACAGUAAGUUAGACGCUCUGUAACAAACCAAUUAGGGCUAAAAUACAUAGGAAGUUGCCUUAAAGCAGUGCUUCUCAAUUAUUUUCUGUCAUGCCCCCCUAGGAAGAAGAAAACAUUUUUCGCGCCCCCCGCGCGACUGUAAAUAGACAUGAACACGGGGCUUAGCUUGUUAUGACAGUGUUUGCCGAGGUCAAACGCGCCCCCCUUUACGGAGCCUCGCGCCCCCCCUGGGGGGCGCGCCCCACUAUUUGAGAAGCACUGCCUUAAAGUAAGCCAAAGCGCUACUCCGCUUUGCUCAGCAUUGGUGAUAUUAUCUGAAAUGUGGAUACCAACUUUCCCAGCCAUAUUUUCAGGUGUCUGGUAAAAUCCACAAUAACAUAUUACAGGUCAUAUUGUCACGUAGAUGUCACAGGUUAAAGUACUGUAUGUAGUCUGUGUCAUUUGCAUAGCAGUAUCGUAUGAGAAUAAUACCACUUGUACUCAUUGUCAAGCCUAGCCAUAUCUGGAGGCAUACAGAAUAAAUGUUCUACCUCUGAAUUGUGUAUUUUUUAAUUAUGUUUUCUCUCACUGUAGAAAAAAGUAAAGCAUGUUUGUUAAAAGACUAAA
Molecule: messenger RNA, 3220 nt
Organism: Ahaetulla prasina
Lineage: Eukaryota; Metazoa; Chordata; Lepidosauria; Squamata; Colubridae
Gene: PTPN7
Product: protein tyrosine phosphatase non-receptor type 7
Exons: 10
Coding region: 249-1268 (339 amino acids)
Biological process (GO): protein dephosphorylation
Molecular function (GO): protein tyrosine phosphatase activity
Source: RefSeq, a predicted model, not a curated record